AUGUAUACCAACGAAGUUUACAGUAAGCCUGUUACUAGAAAUAAUGGAUUACACAAAUGGUGGCAUCUCCGCUGGGUUAAAAGAAUCGGCAUUUCUGUUAUUAUUUUAAUAAUUUGCGCUGUUACCUUUGCUCUGGUGUUAAACUUCGUCGUUUUUGCGCCAAAGAAGUCAGAAACUAGUACCACCGCCGCAUCAUCAUCAUCAUCCCUAACAACAACAUCAUCAGUGACACCUACCACAACUUUAUCACAAACAACAGCUACGGAUACAACUCAGCAGUCAGAACCGACUACGACCACAACGUUAACAACAAUAUCAACAACAACAACAACAACAACAACAACAACAACAUCAACAAUAACAUCAAAGCCUGAAUGGACAAUGACAGGUAACAUGAGUAUGCCACGAUCUGACCACACAGCAUCCACCUUAGCAAAUAGAUCAGUAUUAGUUGCUGGUGGGCUCAACUGGAAUGGUUAUCCCAAUAGUACUGAAAUGUACAAUCCAUCAACAGGCACGUGGACAACCACAGGAAGCAUGAAUAUUGGACGGAUGUAUCACACAGCAUCCACGUUAUCAAAUGGAUUAGUAUUAGUUGCUGGUGGAAUCAACGCUAAUGGUGUUCUCAAUAGUACUGAAUUGUACAAUCCAUCAACAGGCACUUGGGCAACUGCAGGAAGCCUGAGUAUCGCACGACGGGAGCACACAGCAUCCACGUUAUCAAAUGGAUUAGUAUUAGUUGCUGGUGGAAUCAACGCUAAUGGUGUUCUCAAUAGUACUGAAUUGUACAAUCCAUCAACAAGCACUUGGGCAAUCACAGGAAGCAUGAAUGUUGGUCGAGCAUAUCACAUAGCAUCUACAUUAGCGAAUGGAUUAGUAUUAGUUGCUGGCGGAACCAGCGGUACUGAUAUUCUCAGUAGUGCUGAACUGUACAAUCCAUCAACAGGCACAUGGACAACUGCAGGAAGCAUGAGUAUCGCACGACGGGAGCACAGAGCAUCCAUAUUAGAAAAUGGAAAAGUAUUAGUUAUUGGUGGAGAAAGCAGCGGUACUAUUUAUCGUAAUAGUGCUGAGCUUUAUGAAUCGAUAUAG
Messenger RNA from Adineta steineri, 1092 nucleotides. The record is from the annotation of a GenBank genome assembly. NCBI's taxonomy places the organism in Eukaryota, Metazoa, Rotifera, Eurotatoria, Adinetida, Adinetidae.